CAUAAGAGGGCAGGACGUCCUGCUAUAAACAGUUGAACUCAGAGCAGGUUGGAGUUCGCUGGAGGUCGGUGUCUCAAACAACAUCAGCAGUUUGCAUCCAGAUCUGAGGGAUGUCUGCAUCACAUGAUCAAGGGAGCUCCAGAGAUGAUUCAGGUGUCCGAGCUAUGAUCCCUGCUGGGCAGACGGUCAACACAGACCCUGGAAAUGAUCACGGCACCAGCGGGGAGCCCACUGACAGAUCUCAGGAGGACAUAAACAGAGAAAUUGACAUCUUAAACCACUGCAUUGAAGAUCUGCAGAAGUUCAUGUUACGCCUGCAUCAGGCGUCUGAGGCCCAGACCGUUCUCAACCAAAGGAAAAAGAGGGGUGACAGGAAAAGCAAGAAAAAUACAAACCAAUGCGCAGGUGACCUGUUGACCACAAAAGCCACUCUUCCUCCAGAAGAACAAUUUGUAGGCAUCUUUCAGAAAGUCAAGUACUCCAUCUGUUUGCUGGACCGUCUCAAGUUUUCCCUCAAACAGCCGGAUGCACCAGAGCUGCUGCACCACAUCUUUGUGCCUCUGAAACAGAUGGCGAAAACAAACGGAGGGCCGACAUUAGGAGCAUCAGUGGUCAGUCCAGCCAUGACCAGAGGAGCGGUUUCCCUGCUCCAGGAGCAUCUGAACGAAGAGGAAAAGGAGCUGUGGAGAUCAUUUGGAACCAACUGGACAUCCUGUAAAUCCGCCCCUCCGUACUCACCUGUUUUCCUGAACGGGUGGAAGCCUCCAGCCUGUGACUUAUCAGGCCUGGUCCUGGAAGAUCCAGUCCAGUCACAGCUCAGAGAGGAUGCUGUCAGGGAAAGCAGGCAGACGCCAAGUCUGCAGGAACAAACCCAAGCUGAGAACCAGGGGAACGACACAGAUAACGUAAACAGGCUCCCACGCAAAGAGGGGACAUUUUGCAGCUGCAGGUAUGCCUUUGUGGCCCGAAACAACAGUGAACUCUCCGUGCGACAAGGAGAAACACUAGAGGUGCUUGAAUCAUCAAAGCGUUGGUGGAAAUGUCGGAGUCAAAAAGCCCAAGUAGGAUAUGUUCCCUAUAAUAUUCUGGAGCCUCUGCCUGCUGGGAAUGUCCCACGAGGAGACAACCAGGCACUUCCAGCUGAAUCAAAGGACAUAGCUCCUACCUCUCGAGCUAAGAGCCACUCGAACACCGAAUUGAGCACAGACGGGGCCGAUCCAGCAGCUACGAAGCCACAACCUCAGAUCACGUUAGAAGAGGGGGGUCAAGACCAGAAUAUGAACGAUGAGCUUCUGCAGUGGCUAACUAAAGAUAAAAGCUCCGCUGAUUGGGAGGUAGUUGCCACCUCGUCCACCCUGACCUACAAGUCCUCACCUGCUGAGGUGACGGCAUGGCUUAGGUCCAAGAACCUCAUAGAGGGAACCGUCAGCUGCCUUGGGAUUUUAAAUGGAGCGCAGCUGUUCUCCCUAUUAGAAGAGGAGCUCUGUGUUGUGUUGGGUCCAGAGGAAGGAGUCUACGUGUACAGCUUGGUCCAGGAUCAACUAACGUCUCCAGAAAACUCUGAGUUUUGGGAUGCUGACGCCGACGGGGCAGCAGGGUUAGUUUCACCUGAAUGAAGACCCGACAAAUCAUCCACAAGCCUCUUCCUGAUGCGAUGCUACAUUCGUCUUUUAAUAUGUGUUUAAUUAUUUUAAGUGGGAAACUAAAUCACUGUUAACAUACAGCUGUCACAAACCUUAUAUGUUUUGUUUUCAUAUCCCUGGUUUUUAAAUCUUCUCAUAUUCCUUUGUUAAUGUUUGAAACUUGAUAACACACACACACACAAAUGCAACAUUAUUCACAAACAAUUUGGCACAAGAUGGAUUUAUUUUUAUUAGUAAGCUCACAUAAAUCUGAAAGGGUCACCUGGUCAACUGUGAAACACAGAACUACACACAAGAGGAAAGUUAGUCGUAACAAAACAUUUUUUUUGUUUCACUCUGAUCUGGUCUUGAAAAACAUCUAAGAUCCAUUAACCAGUUUCAGAGAAGACCCAGUCAGUUGUGUUAGAUGUAAAAAGAUAAUCAGAAAAUAAAAGAACAGAAGUCAAAACACUUAUAAAAAUACUCAUUCAGUUUGAGCAAAUAGAAAUAAAUCAGCUUUAUGUAGAAGUGUGCUGGGAACAUGAUGUUGCUUCAGCAGAAAUAAAAUAAAUCUAGAUGUUCUUGUGCAAACAA
Nothobranchius furzeri (turquoise killifish) is the source of this 2216-nucleotide messenger RNA. RefSeq names its product EPS8 signaling adaptor L1a (gene eps8l1a). Gene Ontology annotation, biological process: positive regulation of ruffle assembly; regulation of Rho protein signal transduction; Rho protein signal transduction. Lineage: Eukaryota; Metazoa; Chordata; Actinopteri; Cyprinodontiformes; Nothobranchiidae. Gene Ontology annotation, molecular function: actin binding. Gene Ontology annotation, cellular component: ruffle membrane; plasma membrane; vesicle. The record is from RefSeq and is a predicted model, not a curated record.